AAACACAAACACAAACACAACACCACGCUCUAUACAUACCUCGACUAGUCAAUCAAUCAAUCAAUCAAAUCAAAUCAAUCUCACUGAAUUCCAUUCAAAAGAAAAGAAAAGAAAGAAAUCCCACUUUUUUUUUUUCUUUUCUUUUGUUUAUCAAAAAAAGGAAAAAGGAAAAAAUGUCAUCUUCAUCUGCUUUUGCUCCGGACCACCACCUCCUCUCUCCUUCCGGGCAGCUCUGUUACGUCCAUUGCAAAUUUUGCGACACUGUCCUCGCCGUGGGAGUUCCUUGCACCAGCUUGUUCAAGACAGUGACGGUGCGAUGCGGCCAUUGUUCCAACCUUCUCUCCGUCAACAUGCGCGGCUCGCUCCUCCCUUCCCCCAAUCAUCUCGCCCACUCCCUUUUCUCUCCUCACAAUCUUCUGGAGGAGAUUCGCAACGCGCCGUCGAAUUUGGUGAUGAAUCCGAACGAUCCUUCUUUCUUACCUAGGGAGAUGGAUGAGCUUCCUAAGCCCCCAGCUGCUAAAAGACCCCCAGAGAAAAGACAGAGAGUGCCCUCUGCUUACAAUCGCUUCAUCAAAGAUGAGAUCCAACGCAUCAAAGCUGGAAACCCUGAUAUCAGUCACAGGGAGGCCUUCAGCGCAGCUGCAAAAAAUUGGGCCCACUUCCCACACAUCCACUUCGGCCUCAUGCCUGAUCAACCCGUGAAGAAGCCAAAUGUGUGCCAACAGGAAGGGGACGAAAUCCUGAUGAAAGAUGGGUUUCUUGCUUCUGCCAACAUCGGCGUGUCGCCCUACUAGCUAGCUAGCCCGGUUGCAGUCGAUCGUCGUCGUCGUCGUCGUCUUCCUUCCUCGUAGGUUAAUUAUAUGGUCUAUUUUAGGUUCUAUGAUUAGGGUUUUUCUGAUGGUGUUGUUAUGCCGUGUUAAGUUGGGAAAGACUGUUUGAACAUUUUCGGAUAGGUUUAUGAGCUUUUAAUUCAGGAUUUUGAUGUGCAUGGGGCUGCUUAAUUGUAGUUACUUCUAACUACAAAUCUCUUAAACCCAUCUGAAAAUGAAGCUUGCUUUGGUUUUUUCUA
Molecule: messenger RNA, 1069 nt
Organism: Salvia miltiorrhiza (redroot sage)
Lineage: Eukaryota; Viridiplantae; Streptophyta; Magnoliopsida; Lamiales; Lamiaceae
Product: axial regulator YABBY 1-like
Exons: 7
Coding region: 174-794 (206 amino acids)
Biological process (GO): cell fate commitment; fruit development; abaxial cell fate specification
Cellular component (GO): nucleus
Source: RefSeq, a predicted model, not a curated record